AUGAACUCGAAACCCCCGUCGUACGCCUCCGCGCAAUCGGUGAGCCGAACCAAGACUUCGCAAGAGGAAGUGAAGUCGCGGGCGGAUGCCAUGCUGCGUGACUCUCUGACUCGAGGAAGUUCUGUCACCCGGCCCCAAGUUGCUUCAGACGGCGUGAACUCCUUGGCGGACGAGAUGCUGCGCUCGUCGCUGUCCCAAAAUGCUAUCAAGCCAGCUUCAGAAGUCUCGUUGACGUCGUCCACGUCUACUUCUCUGCCAUCAUACCGCAGCAAGCCCCAAGGCGUCCAGGCUACAACCUCCGCAGGACCGGCGGGGUUCCGCCAUCCCGGCCUCAAGACCGACAGCCUCAAGGCUCGUAAAAUCCAGCUGCAGCGCGAGAUUGAUGAAGCCAAUGCGGCAUUACCGCGUCGCGAGACGAAAGGCCUUUUCAAGAUAGCCUGCUCUACAGACCUAAUGUUUCUGAUUGACACCACUGCUUCAAUGGGGCCGUAUAUCGACACGGCCAAGGAGCAGGUGAAGACGAUAGUGGACGACAUUCAACGGAAAUUCCUCAACCAAUCUGAGGUUCGGAUGGCAGUGGUCAGUUACAAAGAUCACGGCGAUUCCGGGCAUCUCGAGUUUCUCGACUUCACUUCGUCUGUAGAAGCGGUACAUCAAUUCCUGGCCCGGCUAAGAGCAACUGGUGGUGGGGACCCGCCCGAAGACGUCCUGGGCGGGCUGCAGAUGGCAUUGCACGCUUCCUGGAAGCAACAAACCCGCUGUAUCAUCCAUAUUGCGGACGCACCUGCUCAUGGCGAGCUACUGCACGACAUGGGAGCAUCUUCCGACAAUUAUCACAGUGUUGGCAGUGAGCCGCACGGCCUCACCCACGAACCGCUUCUCCGAAAGCUGAUUGAGUGCAACUUGAACUACACCCUGCUUCGUAUCAAACAGCAUACUGAUCGCAUGGCAUUCGUCUUCUCCGGCGUCUACGGCUACUCCAACGCAAGGCUGCUUCCUAACAAUGCAUAUUACCACCACACAAGCAGUGACACUAGUCGUACUGUCGGGAGAUCAAUAUCUCUCACGGCACCCGCACCACAAUUCGAGGAGGCGCAACUCGGGACAGCAUACAGCGAGCUCCGCAAUCUGGUAGUUAAGAGCGUGACAGAUUCCAUCACUCGUACCGCCGGUCAUCUUACAACGAAGUUGGGCCGGACAACCAAGCUUGGCUUGACAAGUACCCUCAGAGACCUUACCGUCAUACGAGAAGACGACUCGGCGCACAGUCGAAGGACCAGCAGCCGUGUGGACGUAGCCCUAGAGAAGGGUCCACCUCAAUGGACCACGUCCGGUUGGUUCGAUUCGAAAAUAGAGGUCACGGGAUUCUGCCCUGCUGUUCUUGAACAUGAUGCCAACACUCUGAACGACAUGAUUGAUGCCGACGAGAACAUCAAGUUGAGCGCGGCAGAUCUUACCGUCUUCGCUCGGUCGAUGCCCUUCGCCCAAGGCGCUCUGCGUUUGGCCUCUUAUGCUCGCACGUCCAACUCGACCAACCGAUUCGUGAUCAAAAUAUUCAAAGAUGACGACCACGGGCGCGCGGAAGUCACCGAGGACAUGCGCAUGCAGGCCUUGUGCAAAGCCUUCGCACUCGAAUUCAACAGCCUUCUCAAGAUCGAGCCUCCACUUGACUUCCUAGUAACUUCAUGCUUGCAGACAACAACGCCAGCAACUACAGGCUCUGGCAAAGCUUGCUUGUCACUCGAGCCCUUCAUCGAAGGGAAUUACAUCAAAUACAACAGCAACGGCGCCUACGUCAACCACACUCUAGGCGAGGACCCUUUCAACCAGAUGGCACAAGCCUUCUCGCACUUUACCUUCGAGCGCUCAUGGGGCUUGUUCUUAGUCAACGACCUGCAAGGCGUUGGACAUCUCCUCACCGAUCCUUCCAUCCAGACCCGCGACCCUGAACGCUUCAAACUCAACGACACCAACCUACAUGAAGAAGGCUUCAAAUUCUUCUUCGCCACCCACGAAUGCAACUCCUUCUGCCGCCAGCUCGAACUCCAGAGCACCGGCGAGAUGCUCAUCUCGGGCGAGUUCACCUUCAGAGAGCACUGGCCGGUCAUGGACCCCACAGCCUGCUGUUCAAACAAAUUCUGUCGCAGUAUCAUUCACCUCUCCUCUGCGCACAAGUCGAAAGACUUCCCUGGCCAUAACUGGUGUGAUAAAUGCUAG
This is a messenger RNA of Saxophila tyrrhenica, 2217 nucleotides long. RefSeq lists its product as uncharacterized. Gene Ontology annotation, biological process: protein phosphorylation. NCBI's taxonomy places the organism in Eukaryota, Fungi, Ascomycota, Dothideomycetes, Mycosphaerellales, Extremaceae. The coding region runs from base 1 to 2217 and encodes 738 amino acids. The record is from RefSeq and is a predicted model, not a curated record. Gene Ontology annotation, molecular function: ATP binding; protein serine/threonine kinase activity. Gene Ontology annotation, cellular component: cytoplasm. The transcript has a single exon.